AUGACUGCAAUUGUUGACAAUGCCAUUGACAAUUUUUUCUACAUUCAAAAGCUAGAUGCCCUCCCAGGCAGUACAGUUUUUGGCACAAGUAGACAAGCAUGUGUCUCCCUUCACUCUUUCCCCCAAGGAAAGAAGCGUAAUAACAGUUAUGGAAAUAAUAGCUUUUAUAGACAACAAAGAUCAUUGAGGCACAUUAUUGCUAGGUCCGAACUUGCUAAUACCAGCUCAGCUGGUGCUGCUUAUCCACUGUCAGGACUGGAGUUGAGGUCAAAAGUGAGAGCGAUUUGCUUUUACUCAGUCACUGCUUUCUCUUCCAUCUUUUUGUUCAUGAUCAUGCUUGUGCAGCAUCCUUUUGUACUCUUGUUUGAUCGAUGCCGUAGAAAUGCUCACCAUCUUGUUGCCCGGACAUGGGCAACCUUGACCAUUACUCCAUUUUAUAACGUUGAGUUUGAGGGCUUGGAGAAUCUUCCUUCUCCAGAUACUCCUGCUGUGUAUGUGUCCAACCAUCAGAGCUUUCUGGACAUAUAUACGUUACUUACUCUUGGAAGAAACUUCAAGUUUAUCAGCAAGACUGCGAUUUUCCUCUUUCCUAUUAUUGGAUGGGCCAUGUAUCUGAUGGGUCUGAUUCCGUUGAGGCGCAUGGACAGCAGAAGUCAAUUG
Molecule: messenger RNA, 660 nt
Organism: Nicotiana tabacum (common tobacco)
Lineage: Eukaryota; Viridiplantae; Streptophyta; Magnoliopsida; Solanales; Solanaceae
Source: RefSeq, a predicted model, not a curated record